Messenger RNA from Lethenteron reissneri (Far Eastern brook lamprey), 2247 nucleotides. It is a transcript of the gene CCDC169, whose product is annotated as coiled-coil domain containing 169. Lineage: Eukaryota; Metazoa; Chordata; Hyperoartia; Petromyzontiformes; Petromyzontidae. The record is from RefSeq and is a predicted model, not a curated record.
GCGGGAAGCCGGAAGCGAGGAGGGAGAGAGAAUGGAGGCGUUGGGAUCGGGUCCCAAGGAAGAGCGAACGAGUCUCGGGGCGGAGAUCGCGCAGCAGCGGCAGAUGAAGAUGAUGUUGGAGAUUUCCAUUAAGGAGUUGCAAAAGACGGCCAUUGAGAUGGAGAAAAGGCUGGGACAGGUGGAGGAGGAAGGGUGCGAGUGGCGGACGCGGUACGAGACGCAGCGAGAGCUCAACGAGCGUCUGCGGCUGCAGCUGGAGGAGAUGAGGACGAAAGUGAAGGAGGGCCGUGACACCCUGAGAGAGAGGUCAAAUGUCAUGCAGGGAUAUAAUCAGCAGUCGAAGGAAAGCCUGAAGCAGCUGCUUUGGAAGAAGGAGGAGGAGCGGCAGAGUCUGCAAGAGACGCUAGUGGAUUAUGAGUGGCGCAUUGCACAGGAGGCAAAGGCAUACCACAAGGUAAUAAAUGAAAAGAGAGAAGUACUCAACCAGUUGGGAGAGACGAUGGACAUUUCGACAAGGCAAAAGAAGGUGCAACCAGCAACAGGACCACAGGACCUUGAACGUUCCAAACGAAAAGGGCGGCCUUCUCAAGAAGGUGGCCAUGAACCGACCGACUCUGGAGGGACAUGGCUCCCUCAGCUACCAGCGGGGGCUCUGCCACGCAGAGCACAUGGCGUGACGACGCAGCAGCAACAUCGGCAGCAGACAACUUCAGAGCCCCAACAAGGUCCCAUAAGGAGACGCCCACACGGGAAUCAGCUGCCGAAACUGGGAAAAUUCCAGGCCCCCGUUGUUCUGUAGAGGACAUGGCAGCUUGUGGCUAUAAAAGUUCGUGCUGACACGAUGUUCACAUCAUUCGCUGAAUGUCAGACCCGUUGUGUGCUGUGCACACGCCUGCCCAUGUGUGAUGUCAGUUCAGUUAAGAACAUUUUGUAACGUUGGGUGAUUUGUACUGCAUAGCAACAUGUAUAGGACAAAUAAUGAAAAUGUUCAUUGUGCCAAUGCACAGGUUUAUCUGGUUAUAUUCACGUUUGUUAAAUAUAUUACAUAAAUACAGUUUACAUUUGUUUUUUAAAAGUUUUUAUACACUGAUGUAGUAAUAUCAAUUUGUUGUGGCUUGAAAAAUAUAACGGACACUUGUUUAAAAGUGCAAAAUAGGACAACAUUUUGAGCUGUCAAACCUGCAUACUUAAGUUAUAUGUACAAUUGAUCACGUAUUUUAUGAGAUUGAUGGGCAUUAGUUAAAGUCCCACUUUAAAUAACACUUUCAAAACUAGAAUUGUAUAGAAGAGCUGUUCCCAACCUCUGGAUCAUGGACCACUCACAAUCCGAAAGGCUGUAAGAAGUGGUCUGCAGAACUUUUAUCUUUUUCACAAAACACCAUGUAUUUCAUUUACUUUCAUUGAACAAUUAUUUAAAUUACUCAAUUCAAGGCAAGUUAUUAAUUUUUAUGGAUUUUUCAUGAAACAUUUUGGAGUUGUUUUCAUGUUUACAAACAUUAUUGGCGCAUGCUGGUCUGCAAAAUUUGAGGGUCCAGAAAGUUCAGGAAUCACUGGACUAUAAAAGGACCCCUAUACCAUGGAAAGUCAGUUGUGCGGCUUGUCUUCCAGCAGUGUUAGCCUGUGGAGCAUCUCCAUGAGUGACAGGUUGUGUCCAAUUACAUACAUUUACAAUUCGUGGCAAUAUUGCAGGGGCCAUGCUGUUACCAGUCAAGCAAGGCUUCAUUUUUGCAGUAGGUUCUCAUUGCAAGGCUAGUCGGGGUGAGCAUCGAUUGCAGGACCGAAGCCACCCUUCAUAGCAAUCGACUAUGCUGGCUUUAUUGUAACAAAUGCGCUGCACCUGGCUCCUUCAAUGUACCAGCUGAGGGGUGGAAUCUGGCGGGGGUGUGAGGUCAAGGGCCCCCUCACUCCAGAGUGCCCUGCAACUGGAGCGCGUGGUGUACCGUUUGGUAUUUUGUUAAAUCACUGAAUUGCGAGUGUUUAAAUCCAUUGUGAGUUUUAUUUGCCGUUGAAGUAUUUAAGUGUUGUGAUUUUGCAUUGCGAUACAAUUUGGAUGCACUGUAUUUAAAUGACCGCAUCUCAAGAUGCUGCACGGACACAGUAGAGGGCUGUGUAUUGUUUCAUGUUUGUUCUACCCCCUAUACGGUAUACUUAAGUCUACCCGAACGGUGAAAUUUCAAACCGAUGACCUGGACCUUGCUGUCGUUAAAACGUCUCACUUGUCAAUAAAAAGGCAGAUGUGCCCCAACU